Molecule: messenger RNA, 816 nt
Organism: Leishmania braziliensis MHOM/BR/75/M2904
Lineage: Eukaryota; Euglenozoa; Kinetoplastea; Trypanosomatida; Trypanosomatidae
Exons: 1
Coding region: 1-816 (271 amino acids)
Source: RefSeq, a predicted model, not a curated record
AUGCUAGGAGAGGAUCUAGACAUUGGCUUCUACGCGGAGGACGCGUACGCGGCGUACGUGACGGACCUUGCGGCAGCCUUGCACCUUCUCCCACACUGUCGCAAUGCCCGCGGUGCCACACUCGAGGUGGUGUUUACCGGACCUUUCAUGGCCUUUUCCGCAUAUCAGGAGGCGGUGAAGCAGGGGAAACGUGUCCCUUACACCGAGUUGCCGUGGCCCAUCUCUGAGGAACGAGAUGUGCAAGGGGUUGCCGGAGCGUCUCUGGCAGUCGUCCUGCACGGCUGGAUCGAGAAGCUGAACGCGGCACGCAAGGUGCAACUGAUGGAGCCUCUCUUUCCGGCUGCUGAACUCGGCGAAACCAUCGUAGCGAGAAGUGCAGUGGACAAGGUUGACAACUCGGAGCAGUGCGCGUUUGCCUCGACUUUGCCACCCUGUGCCGCGGUGUCUGCAGACAAGAACGGUACUCCUUCCACGCUGAAGCUGUCGCGCUACCGCAUUGUGGGUAACCUUGAUUUCCUCUUGCACCUCUCCAGCAGCAGCCGGCCUAUGGGCGAGAGCCGAGUCACAGCCGACUCGCUAAGCGUGGAUGACUGUGACCUCGAGAAGGCCGAUUUCUCACACGACGUGGAUGGCACGACGCGCGCUGCUCACGCAUGCCGUGAUGCACUCGAGCAGCGCGACGACGUUUCCCUUGCCCGUAACGCGGUGAACACGGUCAUCAAAUUUGCGCAGAUGGCGGAGGAACAUCCCGGUGAGGUGGCCAGCGUCUUUGUCGACGCGCAGGAACGUGUCGAGUACAUCCAGUUCAGUGCGUAG